This is a messenger RNA of Elaeis guineensis (African oil palm), 1469 nucleotides long. Lineage: Eukaryota; Viridiplantae; Streptophyta; Magnoliopsida; Arecales; Arecaceae. The record is from RefSeq and is a predicted model, not a curated record.
ACCUGUUCAGCCCCACCCGAGGGGGAAUUCUAAUUUUAUAAAUUUUCUCCGCUCCCCUUCGGCAACUUCCCCGCCCUUACCCUCCUCCUUUUCUCCUUCUUACCUUCCCCCCGCCGCCGCUGCGAUCUUCUUCUCCUUAUGCUUCCUCCUCCUAAUUUCUCCUCUCCCGGUCUCGCAACUGUCCCUUCUGUUAACUCUCCUCUUCCCCUCCUCCAAUCUCCCUCCUCUGCCCCCCACCCGGCUUGUUAGUUUUUACCUUUGGAUUGGUGGGGUUAUGUCACAUGCCUGCUCAUUCACUAGUGCGAAAAUUUUGAAAUUUGGAGUUAGAACUGUAACAUCCUUAAACUACUUCAGAUUAGCUGGCAAGAGCUAUUCCAGGCAAAUGGCGAUGGACAAAAUACACCAUGAUCGUUCAAGAGGUGCUCUGAUUGUUUUGGAAGGUUUGGACCGAAGUGGAAAAUCAUCCCAAUGCAGUAGACUAGUUUCACACUUAGAAGGGAAAGGUAUCUCAGUUGAAGCAUGGCGAUUUCCAGAUAGAAGAACUAACAUUGGUACCAUGAUAUCAUCAUAUCUUGCCAACGAAUCCCAACUGGAUGAUCAAGCAGUUCAUUUGCUUUUUAGUGCAAACCGUUGGGAAAAAAGGUUAUUAAUGGAGAAUAAAUUAUGGAGUGGAACCACCCUUGUGGUUGACCGUUAUUCCUACUCAGGAGUGGCCUUCUCAGCUGCCAAAGGACUUGAUAUAGAAUGGUGUAAGGCUCCUGAGACAGGGUUGAUAGCUCCCGAUCUAGUACUCUACCUUGAUUUACCACCAGAGGAAGCGUCAAAGAGAGGAGGUUAUGGGAUAGAGAGAUAUGAGCAGCUUGAGUUCCAAAGAUGCGUGGCCCACCAAUAUCAGAAGCUUCGUGAUACUACAUGGAAGAUUGUGGAUGCACAACUUCAGGUGGAGGAUAUAGAGAUACAGCUGAGAAAGUUUGCACUGGAGUGCAUCGAAACUUGUCAAAAUAAAAUCAUCUCCACUCUCUGGCCAAGCAAGUAGAAUUUGUUUGCAUGGAGUAACAAGCAAAUACCAACAUCAAGUUCUGAAGUACAGACCACUGCCAGGCUAUUUCUUUGCAGGGAUGGUGCCACCCAUCACUUGCCACAGCCUUCAUGUCCAUGCAUGUUCUCUCACAAGUCAAUCAAGGCAGCAGCAAAAAUUCUGCAUAUGAUUUCAAGCUUAAUCAUCGAAGGCGCAUUUUAUUUUUUUCCUCUCAAACCAGAUGUUCCUCAUCAUAAUAUUUUUUGUUCAAGCUACAUUGCUUUUGUCCUUUUCUUUUUCCAUAUGCGAUUAUGUUGCUUGCUGUGCUUACUGAACAUUUGAGUUCGUCAAUGGGUUCUAAUAAUACAGCUCCACUUAGAACAGUAGCAAAAAUUCUGUUUAUGAUUUCAAGCUUAAUCUUAGAGCAGUGCAUCUUAUAUUUUUGCUUAAA